Molecule: messenger RNA, 1439 nt
Organism: Paramacrobiotus metropolitanus
Lineage: Eukaryota; Metazoa; Tardigrada; Eutardigrada; Parachela; Macrobiotidae
Product: homeobox protein ceh-30-like
Exons: 6
Coding region: 514-1224 (236 amino acids)
Biological process (GO): regulation of transcription by RNA polymerase II
Molecular function (GO): DNA-binding transcription factor activity, RNA polymerase II-specific; DNA binding
Source: RefSeq, a predicted model, not a curated record
GUAUGUAUGCAUGAUCUGAACAUUCAUGCAUACUUCAUCUCAGAAUAAGUUUGUAGAUACCAGCAAGUUCGAGCAAAUUCGAAAUGCAACAUAUAAACUUCAGAUCUUCCUUACAAGUGCAAUAAUUUAUUAAGAUCAACAUUCUAGUUUUAUUGGUAAUCGAUCUUGUUGGGAGAACCGCUUACUUUACUACACCCUAAUUUGUUUGUAUGCGAUGUGAAUGCGGCAAACUGAUACUGUCGAAAUUAUGCACACUAAAUGCAUUGAUGUUCUCGUAUGCUGUACAAACAAGCAUAAAUAGUUUACUGCUUAAAUGGUUGCUGUGUUGUGAAAGUUAAGGAGAAUGUCAAAUGCGAAUUUGUUAUUUGGUGGAGAUUUGUACGGCUACGAGUUUGAGUGGUUUGAAGAUGUCGCGCAAGAAGAAACUGUUUCGGGAUCUCGUUCUUCGUUGUGUAUUCCGGCUGACAUGGAUCUGCCAAUGAAUAAUAAUCUGCAGGUACCGCUUCCUGUUAAAUGGCCCGUUGGUGCACAUUUCCUGGCAUUUCUAUCUCAAGCGUCAACGUUGUGAAGCCAGAAAUUCGACAUGGUGACGUAAAGGUCAUCACUGCUCUACAGCAGCAUUUGGCGCGCCAUAAUGCGCUGCAAGACGCGUUUGAUAGCAGUUUAGUGCUAAACAGAAAUCCUAUUCCUUCCGGAUUGAGAAAGCAUGGAGCAUUUACAAUACUCCCAAACACAAAACUGUCCACAAUUACAGCGCUUGACGAUCUUAUGCUUCAUACAAACUUGGAAUAUAGUUCAGAGUUAAAUGAUUCCGCUCAACAUUUGUCGUCUCCAAAACACUGUCCAGACUUAGUGCGGCCAGUGGUGACCUCAACGACUUCAUGGACGCGCAAUCCAAUGUUAUGGUCUAAUAAAACACCAAAGCCCAGGCGUGGAAUAUCCCGCAGAGCGGUAUUUUCUGAUCUACAACGUCAGCGUCUGGAAGAUCGAUUUCAGACGCAAAAAUAUAUCAGCAAACCAGACAGAAAAAAGCUAUCCGAGACACUGGGGUUAAAAGAUUCCCAGGUUAAAGUUUGGUUUCAAAACCGCCGAAUGAAGUGGAGAAAUAGCCAAGAAAGGGAACUACUAAUUUGCCGAAAUCGUGCUAAAAACACUGACGAAAACACCAGAAAACUGCUAAAGAAAGGUCACCAUGAUUUUGAGGAUCAACCACAAUGGAACUGAUAAUACUUAUGACCAAGUCUGGCUUUGGACCGUAUUGAAUGAAUAGAAAGGAGGAUAACCAGAAGAAUCCAAGCUUUGAAUUGCUACGGUGUUGCACUUGCCACUAACUUUGGAGUUUCAGGAAGAGGCCAUAGUAACUUAAUAAUAAAUAAAGCUAAGUUAGGAUUUGGACCGUUUUGUGUUUAUGUACUAACUCUCACAGUCAGUAUAAUAUA